Messenger RNA from Aspergillus wentii DTO 134E9, 333 nucleotides. RefSeq names its product BolA family protein. The coding region runs from base 1 to 333 and encodes 110 amino acids. The record is from RefSeq and is a predicted model, not a curated record. NCBI's taxonomy places the organism in Eukaryota, Fungi, Ascomycota, Eurotiomycetes, Eurotiales, Aspergillaceae. The transcript has 3 exons.
AUGGCCUCGACCUCAACGACCCCAAUGGAGGAUGCUAUCCGGGAGAAGAUCACAGCAAACUUCAACCCGUCCUCCCUCAUCAUCCGAAACGACUCCCAUCUCCACGCUCACCAUGCAGCCAUGCGCGGUGCUACCUCCAGGGAAACACAUUUCCAUGUGACGGUUGUUUCGCCCUCGUUUCAAUCGAAAAUGCAGCCCGCGCGCCAUCGUAUGAUCUACGCUUUGCUAAAGGAGGAGAUGAGUCGGGAGGGUGGAAUUCACGCAUUGCAGCUGCGGACUAAGACGCCGGAGGAGGAACAGAGGGAGAAGGAGAGAUCGGCGCAGUCGUCAUAA